UGACCAUUGAAGCCGGCCAGGUGGUCAUCCUGCAGAAGGCGGGUUAUGCCCGCACCUUGACCUUCAAGCCUCAAUCGGCCUUGGUCAAAUUAGGCCAGGAUCAAGUGGAUCUGAGCGCCCUCCAAGGCCGACCUUUCGACACCUGGUUCGAGAUGGUUCCGCACACAGAGAAGCGCAAACGCACGUGGGCUCUGCGUCCCACGGACUCCGUGCCCGAUUUGGAAGCGCUCUUCCUGGAAGGCCCGGAAACGCCUACGGACUCCACCGACUCCAAAGACCCCAAAGACAACCGCUCGCUCGAGGAUAUCAAUGCCUCGCAAAAACUGUCCAAGGUUGAGAUCGAAGCCAUGCGGGACAGCGGUCAAAGCGGCCAUCAAGUCAUGGCCAAAUUGAUCGAAAACAGCGACAGUUUCGGUCAAAAGACGGCCUUCUCGCAGGCGAAAUUCCUCAAGAAAAAGGCCAAGAAAUAUCACGACUUCAUUCAGAUUCGGCGACCCUCCAUUCGGCUCCUCAUGGACCUUCAAUACGCCAAAGAUCCCAUGAACAUCUUGAAUUUGCGCGUGGAUUCCUUGGCUCAGUUACUCAAUAUGGCCAAUGUCCGAUCGGGCGGGCGCUACAUCAUCCUAGAGUCCGGCACACAAGGCUUGGUGGUGGCCAGUGCCUUAGAACGAUUGGGUUCGGCUGGUCGUUUGGUCCAUGUUUAUCAAACGGGUUGCCCACAAACCAACGCCUUGACCAACAUGAACUUCUCCGCCUCCGCCUUGGCUCAAAUCCAUACCUUGAACAUGUUCCAUCUGCGCUCUUUAGAACAAGGCGAGGACAUCACGCGCAUGCAUACGGCCCCACCCCCCUCCGGCCCCGCCCCACCUCGUCAAUCCUUCCGCGAAAGCAGCGUUCAAUCCUACCAACUCAUGCGCGAUUGCACCAUGGACGGCUUGAUUUUGUGCACCAAGCAACACCCCCAGAAUCUUCUACUCCACUUGAUGAAGUACUUGGCGCCGUCUCGCCCUUUCGCCGUGUUUUGCCCGUAUAAGGAGCCGUUGCUAGACACUUAUAUCGCCGUCAAGGACACGGGUCGGGCUAUCAUGGUCACUUUAAGCGAGACGUGGCUGCGGAAUUAUCAAGUCCUACCCAAUCGCACCCAUCCUCAUGUCAUGAUGUCCGGCGGGGGCGGGUAUCUGCUCACGGGGAUCGUGGUUGAUAACACGGAGGGACCCGAGUUUCAGGCCGCCCAGCCCAUUCCGGAUGAGGCGGGCCAAGAUAAGGGACGCAAGAAUAAACGGUUCAAACGGUCCCGUUAAGUCUAAUUACACUCGUUCUGUGAUCUCUAUCAUGAAACACUGAUUACUUGAUGUUACCGAAAAAUAACUGUAAUAAACCGCGUAUGGGCACUGCCAUGGAUAUUUGUCAAGUAAUUUGGAAGCCUAGAUGUCGCUGUUUGGCUGAACUCGAUUGGAUCAACCAUGGAGCCAAGAAUGAGGUCGCAUCUGUAUUCCAUUCUAG
This is a messenger RNA of Tigriopus californicus, 1503 nucleotides long. RefSeq names its product tRNA (adenine(58)-N(1))-methyltransferase non-catalytic subunit TRM6-like (gene Trmt6). Gene Ontology annotation, biological process: tRNA methylation. The record is from RefSeq and is a predicted model, not a curated record. NCBI's taxonomy places the organism in Eukaryota, Metazoa, Arthropoda, Copepoda, Harpacticoida, Harpacticidae. Gene Ontology annotation, cellular component: nucleus; tRNA (m1A) methyltransferase complex.